AUGACGGCUCAAUCUGCUGCGCUUUCAGCGAGCCACGGCGCACUUCCGUGGUACCACUUUGGCUUCCACACGUUUGCCGAGUUCAACACAUACGUCACAUUCGUGCUGCUCGGUAUGUCUAUCAUGAUGGUGACGAGCGCUGUCACGUCUGCACCUGACUUUGUCAGCAAGUACUACAUCUAUGCAACCGGCCAACCAGGCGCGGUUGCGGAAACACCGCUGUUCUGGAAGAACGCUAACACCUUCUACAACGCCGGCACGUUCGCUAUGCAGAUCAUCACUGAGGUUGCUGCCCUGACUCCGUUUGUGCGUUCUAUUCCGCUUGGCAUUCGUCUUUUCCUGGGCCUCGGCAUUCCCUUUGCGGAGCUACUGGUCAUCAUCAUCGUGCCGGCCGCGACCAUCCCGACGCAAAACGGUGCGAUUGCGGUGAUCAUGAUGGUUGCGAUAUUGGGUGGCUUCUCCAAGGCGUUAUGCAACUCGUGCACGAACGCUCUUGUCGGCCCCUUCCCGACCAAGUUCAUGAACGGCGCGCAGUGGGGUCUGACCGUGGUUGCACUCUUCAUGUCAGUCAUCCAGAUCAUCCUUAAGGUGUCAAUGGGGUCGACGUUCCAUGACGUGCUCACUAUCUCCCGCAUCUACUUUGGCAUUGGUAUUGCUAUUCAGGUGGUUGCUGUUGUGGAGCUCUUCUUGCUGCGCUACAACCCAUUUGCACACAAGUACAUCGCCGAGUUCCGCUCUGCUGCGCUGCACCGCCGUGGUGAGGUGGUGGAGGAGUCGUCCGAUAGCAAAGAACCUGCGACGGGCGAUGUUGCAGAGGUAUCUUACAAGGCGGAGAGCAAAGAGGGUGCCCUCGAUGAGGGGGAGGAGCUGGAUGAGGUGCGCGCGGUGCACAACGACUCGGCUGACAAGAGCGGCGGUGUGCUUGCGGCGACUGGCGAUGCGGAUCAUAUGACAGAUCUGGAUCAGACGAAGAACAUCACGUCGACGGAGCAGAUGCUUCGCACCUCCGUCUUUUCUGUGUUCAAGCGAGUCUACCCGAUGCUCCUGUGCGCCUUCGCAAUCUUUUUCACGAGCCUGUUUCUCUUCCCUGGUGUGUUCUUUCUGGUGCCGGCAAACAGCGACUGGUAUAUGACCAUCAUUGUUGCGCUAUUCAACGCGGGUGACUUUAUUUCGCGCAUUCUCCUGAUGGUCCGUGCGCUGCGCCCACCACCAAAGGUCAUCAUUGGCGGUACUGUUGGCCGCCUCAUCGUGGUUCCGUUUCUCGUCCUGUGCGUGCGCGGUAUCAUUCCCGGCGUCGCUCUGCCAUACAUCCUCAUCUUGCUGCUGGGGUUGACCAACGGCUACUUUGGUACUAUGUCGUGCAUCUAUUGCCCGCGCACGCCAACCCUACACUACGCCGGCGAGCGCUCUGUGGCCGCCAUACUUUCGGGUGUCUUUCUGAUGCUGGGUCUGUGCUUCGGUUCCAACCUGUCCCUCGCCAUUACCCUGACGCACAAGUAA
Leishmania braziliensis MHOM/BR/75/M2904 is the source of this 1500-nucleotide messenger RNA. Its product is annotated as putative nucleoside transporter 1. Bases 1 to 1500 code for a protein of 499 amino acids. NCBI's taxonomy places the organism in Eukaryota, Euglenozoa, Kinetoplastea, Trypanosomatida, Trypanosomatidae. Gene Ontology annotation, cellular component: plasma membrane. The record is from RefSeq and is a predicted model, not a curated record. The transcript has a single exon. Gene Ontology annotation, molecular function: nucleoside transmembrane transporter activity. Gene Ontology annotation, biological process: nucleoside transmembrane transport.